AUUACAUCAUCUUAUUUGUAGUGGAAACACGCGAAAAUUGCGCACAUAACCUAUCACCUUAUAUCGGCCCCCCAAUAAAGUACCCUUAAAAAUUUAAACACACAUAAACUUCUCAAUUAAUUUGUAGUGUACGAUGGUCGGCGAAAAGUGACCGCGGCAGUCAAGCAGGCGUCGGCGCUUUGACAGUUCUCGUCAAAAAUCGCGAAAAGUGGCAAUUGUAAUUUUGUAUCGAGGUGGGCGUAACUAAUCUCGAUUGUUUCGAGUGUUUUCUUUUUUUUCGGGCGCUGGUCGUACUCUCGACUUCUGGCAGUUCUUCCAUCUCAUUAUUAUUGUGGGCAGCAUCUAAUUUUGACUCGGCGCACGCGCCAAAAAACAUUUGUAAAUAAAAUUAAAAUGGAAAAUAAAAAUAAUCACAGAUAUGUCCGCGAGUUUUCUUAAUGUUUUCGGUUGUGUCGCGACGACCACGUGAUCGUGUACACUCGCUGUGACAGUCGUUUGAAUUUGGCGCUUAUUUUUAACCAGUAUGGAUCGAACGAUGUAUGGGAAAAUCGUGCCGGGGACUUUACACCCCUACCAGUGCACUUUGAAAAAUGGAACGUCACCUGGAUGUUCUCAGCUCAAAAAACACCGAAAACUACCAAUUUACGUAGUGGAGUACCAUAAUGAAGUUCUUCCUCAUAUCUACAGGAACAUCGGUUCCAAAUAUUUACCACUCGAAGGUACCACGAUAGUGCACUUCGACUCACAUCCAGACAUGUUAAUCCCGAAAAACAUGCCCGAAAGUUACGUCUACGAAAAAGAAAAAUUGUUUGAAGAGAUAAGUAUCGAAAAUUGGAUGCUACCGGGAACUUACGCCGGCCAUUUUAAAAGUCUGUGGUGGAUUAAACCACCAUGGGCGAAACAGAUGGAAGACAGUUGUCAAACUUUUCGAAUCGGUGCUAAUAAAAACGGACACAUUCGAGUCGAUUGUAAAGAGAAUUAUUUCAUUUCUGAGUGUUUGGUGACCAGAAGUGAGGAUUUAACAAAAACGAAAGAAGUUUUUCUAGGGGUUGUCACCCUCGGGGAGGAUUUCGAUAGACGGGUUUUGACAAAAAUAGAACAACCGUAUAUUUUAGAUAUCGAUCUGGAUUUUUUCAGUACGAGCAAUCCGUUCAAAGAAAUCUACAGCAAGAGUAAUACUUACACCCACUUGAAAGAAAUCUACAAAUUUCAGCAACCAAAAAAUAAGGGAGAUAUUUUUGAAUGCGUACAAAGUCGCGAGAAACAAAUGGGUGAGUUGGAAGCCGUUUUUAAGCACUUGCAGGAACAUAAAACUUUACCUGAGGAGGUUCCUUGUGGGGUGAGGGAGUUAAGAGAUUGCUUACUAAAAAAUUAUAAAGAGGAGGAAAUCGACUGGGAGUUGGUACAUGAUGCUGGAUGCACUUGUGAUGAUACCGAACUUCCCCACCAUGUGUCUAGUGAAGAGGAGUUAACGGUGAUGUUUGAGAGAUUUCGCGGUUUUGUGGAGGGAUUGAAGGUUGAACCGGUGAUUGUGACCGUUUCAAGGUCUACUGAAGAUGAUUAUACACCCAGUGAAGACGUGGAGAAGAUCCAGGAGUUUGUUUUGGAGUGUUUGAGGAAGAGGUUUGAGUGUGGGGAAAUAGUUCUAGAUUAUCAGAAAGAGACUGAGUAGUAGUGCACUGUUACAGUCAUCAGGGUGUUGUUGGUUAAUAAUUUAUGAUUUUUUCUAAGUGUGAUUUGAAACUGCAUCAAUAAAUACAAUGCAAAGCA
Messenger RNA from Zophobas morio, 1770 nucleotides. RefSeq names its product UPF0489 protein C5orf22 (gene MESR6). The coding region runs from base 524 to 1672 and encodes 382 amino acids. The record is from RefSeq and is a predicted model, not a curated record. The transcript has 2 exons. NCBI's taxonomy places the organism in Eukaryota, Metazoa, Arthropoda, Insecta, Coleoptera, Tenebrionidae.